CGUUCCGAGUGUUCAAACCGUCGUGCGUCACGUCCUCUCUUUUUCCCUCAUUGGUCACGUCGCGCACGUGCCGCACGCAUGAAAACCGGGAUCAGGCAGCGCAAGUCCACUUCUGCUAAAUCUACUAACUUCUACAGAUAACAGGUUAGUAGUAGAUUAUUUGGUUCUAAAGCUGCUUCUAAAUAACUAACCUCUACCUUCCCGUGUCACCAUGCCCACCAAGAAGACCGCCCCCAAGAGGAAGUCUGCAGCUGCUGAAGAUGCUAAUGAGCCCAAGAAAGUAAAAGUUUCUCACAGGAGCCACUGCAAGGAGCCGGGCCAAGUUUUGGUCCUGGGCCAGGGUGAUGUCGGCCAGCUGGGUUUGGGUGAGGACAUCUCUCAGAGGAAGAAGCCAGCUCUCCUGUCCUUACCGGAGAAAGUAGUUCAAGUGACCGCAGGAGGGAUGCACACAGUGUGUCUCAGUGAAACUGGACACGUGUAUACUUUCGGCUGUAAUGAUGAGGGGGCUCUCGGUCGAGACACAACAGAAGAGGGGUCUGAGAUGGUUCCAGGAAAGGUGACUCUGGAUGAAAAGGUGGUCCUGGUUUCUGCCGGGGACAGCCACACAGCUGCUCUCACAGAGGAUGGAUCCGUUUACAUCUGGGGCUCCUUCAGGGAUAAUAAUGGUGUUAUUGGUCUUCUGGAGCCCAUGAAAACAUGUCCAGUCCCAGUCAAGAUCUCCAUCCCAGAACCUGCUGUGAAAAUCGCCUCAGGAAACGACCACUUGGCGUUGGUGACACAGGAUGGGAAUCUUUACACAUCAGGCUGUGCAGAGCAGGGGCAGCUGGGAAGAGUGCCCGAGCAUUUCUCAAACCGAGGCGGCAGAAAAGGUCUCGAGCGACUCCUGGUGCCACAGAUGGUGAAGCUAAAGGGGAAGGUUCACUUUACCGAUGCCUUCUGUGGGGCCUACUUUACCUUUGCUCUGUCAAAAGAAGGACACGUUUAUGGAUUUGGACUCUCAAACUAUCACCAACUCGGCACCAAAAGCACCAAGAUGUGUUUCGUUCCUGUAAAACUGACAUGCUUCAAGAACUCCACCACCGCCUGGGUGGACUUUUCUGGAGGUCAACAUCAUACACUGUGUCUCGACUCUGAAGGACAGGUAUACAGCCUGGGCAGAGCAGAGUACGGCCGUCUGGGUUUGGGUGAGGGAGCAGAGGAGAAGAGUGAACCCACGCCCGUCACGGGGGUGGAGCCAGCCAAAGGCGUGUCCUGCGGAGCGUCGGUCAGCUAUGCGGUCACCAGAGAAGGAUCCGUGUACGCCUGGGGAAUGGGAACCAACCUGCAGCUUGGUACAGGGGAGGAGGAUGACGAGUGGAGCCCUGUGAAGAUGACGGGCAAACAGCUGGAGAACCGUGAAGUACUGAUGGCCUCCAGCGGGGGGCAGCACACGGUCUUACUGGUCAAGGACAAGCAAGAGAGCUGAUGUCUUUCCCUGAGAGGAGGAGGAGGAGGAGGAGGAGGAGUGUUUGGAUCUUCAUCACUGUCGCUCGCUCAGGGUGCUCUGAUCUAGACGAAUCUGUACGUGAUUUUCUGUGAGGGAGCGUGAGAUCAGGACGAGGGUUAGAUCUUUUUAAUGAGAACUGCUGUUCUUAACUUGGGAGGAAAUGUUGAUGGAUGUUUUUGGUAGAUUGUGACAGAUGAGUAUUUUUUUAAAGCAGUUUUUUUAUGUUUCUUUCUCUUCUUUCUAAAAUCAUUGAAUGACUGUUGGUGGUGUGUUGAAUGUUUGAGAAUGUGGCUGCAUGUACAGAAAGAGAAAAUGCACAUUGUAAUGACUCCAAUGGACAAUGGUGUUUUAAAUGUUUUCUUUGAGCAAUAAUUUGAUGAAAUCUGGUUCAGACGUUGGAUUUAUAAUACAAAUGUAAUGAGUUUUUGUUUUUUGGUCAUCCCUCUAUAUCUAAACAAGCUGUUCUGAACAUUUGAUGAAAAAAUGAUUGGAUUUCUCAACUCUGUCUCCUGUCUGAAAUAAAAUUCUUUUUUUCCGUCAAUAAAAAUCUGCUUAAUUUGCUGCAUUAA
Oryzias melastigma (Indian medaka) is the source of this 2055-nucleotide messenger RNA. It is a transcript of the gene rcc1, whose product is annotated as regulator of chromosome condensation 1. Gene Ontology annotation, cellular component: cytoplasm. Gene Ontology annotation, molecular function: guanyl-nucleotide exchange factor activity. The record is from RefSeq and is a predicted model, not a curated record. Bases 212 to 1465 code for a protein of 417 amino acids. The transcript has 10 exons. NCBI's taxonomy places the organism in Eukaryota, Metazoa, Chordata, Actinopteri, Beloniformes, Adrianichthyidae.